CCGAGAAGCGGUCCGACCGGACCGUGACAGCCCCUGACUGCGACCAACACCACCACCGCCACCACCACCACCACCAUGCCGCAUUUCACCGCCCUCAACUUUAACGACGGACCAACACGACACCCCACUGGAACCCUCACCGUCACGCUCACGGGCCGAUACUCUGGCAGCGUCCCCCCCGACACCAUCAUCCAGAAAAUUCACAGCAUUCUUCCGACAGCGCAAAUCAAAAAAAUAUACAGACUACAAACAUACUACACAUAUUACAUCGAACCUCAAACAGACACCGACCUCAGCCCCCUACACCUGAAAACCUUCAGAGAAGUGGCGGAGGGGACUGACGCCCUCUGCCAGAUGACGGCCCGUGAGCGUCGCAAGAUCCACCUGCAGUGGGUCCCAGUGACCCUCACCGAAACACACAUCAAACAAAUCGCCCAGACCUUCACUAGACCGGACACCCCUAUUGACUUCCUCCCCAGGAGGUAUGGCACCGACGACCGCCAUAUCCUCCUGGCGGAGGCGGACGAACAAGACAUCCCCCACUACGUCAGAGUCUCGGGCUGCGGGCCGGACACUCUCUCCAUAUUGGUAACCAUCCCCGGGCGCCGGAUAGCGUGUAUCCACUGCGCCCGGGACGACCACUACUCCUCAAAGUGUCCGGCCGGCAAGCCCGAGCAGACCAACGACGCCCCAACAACGACGACGACGAUAACAUACGCCGACCGCCUAAAAAACAACCCACGACAGCCCCACCAACCAACGACGAGACGUCCGCCGACUGACACCGCCACUGCCACCACCGCCGCCACCACCCCGGCCGUCGACACUCCAGCGCCCGCCCUCAACCCGACCGCCCCCACCAC
This is a messenger RNA of Aplysia californica (California sea hare), 863 nucleotides long. RefSeq lists its product as uncharacterized. The record is from RefSeq and is a predicted model, not a curated record. NCBI's taxonomy places the organism in Eukaryota, Metazoa, Mollusca, Gastropoda, Aplysiida, Aplysiidae.